AGUGGGAAAAUCUUCGCUCUCCCCCUCCCAUGGCCAUGCGUGAAUCAGGCUGAGGGAACCUGAGGACACACACACACUCACACACAGUAAGGCUGAGAGACAGACCGGGAGCGUACUACUGGAUAACAAUCCCUCUCUUGACAGCGAGAAAGAGCUGCACACAGCGAUAUCGUCAUUAAAGGCAUUAGCAGCCAGGGAUCGACUCUGGUACAGAGCAUCGUGAGAUAAAUACAACCAUGCGUUCUCGUAGCAACAGUUUAGAGGAUGCAGCGAAAACCAGGCCAUCCCAACACAGAGCACGCUCCCGACAACGGAACUGUGGAAAGGCAUGGAAUAAAGAGACCUCCAAAGACACGGGUACUGUCCUGAGAAACCACAUGGGUGAAGGGCAUGCCCGCAGUGACAGGACAGGGGGAGUGUCCACAGGAAAGGGGAGGGACCUCUCACGAGAUGACCUCCUCUUCCUUCUCAGUAUGCUGGAGGGAGAGCUGCAGGCCAGAGACGAGGUGAUCACGGUGUUGAAGGCAGAGAAAAUCGACCUGGCUUUGCUGGAGGCCCAGUAUGGCUUUGUUACCCCACAGAAGGUUCUGCAGGCUCUGCAGAGAGACUCCAUACAGAGUAAAGGCAUCAAGUGGCAGGAAGACAUCUAUGAAAAACCAAUAGCUGAGUUGGACAGACUGGUGGAGAAGCAGUGGGAGACAUACCGGCGCAUGCUGGAGCAGCUGCUCCUGGUGGAGCAGGCCCACAAGCAGGCGCUGGGAAAGCUAGAGGAUGAGAAGCGGAACCACAGCGAGUUCAUGCAGAAGAGUGAUGAGUUCACCAACCUGCUGGAGCAGGAGCGCGAGCGAUUGAAAUUGCUGAUUGAUCAGGAAAAAGCCUACCAGGAGAGAAAGGAGGAAGAGAACAAUAGAAAAAUUUCUAAACUGAAGGAGGAGUUGACCAAGCUGAAGUCUUUUACACUCCUGCUUGUGGACGAACAGCAGCGCCUGACAGAGCAGCUGGCCCAACAGAGUGGGAAGGUCCAGGAGCUGACCACUGGUACUAAGCAGGCCCAGGAGGAGCUCAGUGGUGCUCUUUCCAGGGUGCAAGAGGAAGAACACAAAGUCUUCCAGCUGGAGGCAGAGCUACAGGCCCAGGCCUGUUACUUCCACCAAGAGCAGGAGGCCAUGACUGCCAAACUGACCAAUGAGGAUGCUCAAAACCGGCAGCUGAGGCAAAAGCUGGCUGCUCUCAGCCGGCAAUUGGAUGAGCUGGAGGAAACUAACAAAACCCUUCGUAGGGCAGAGGAAGAGCUCCAGGACCUCCGGGAUAAAAUCAGCAAUAGCGAGUGUGGAAACUCUAGCCUGAUGUCAGAGGUGGAGGAGCUGAGGAAGAGGGUGCUGGAGAUGGAAGGGAAGGAUGAGGAGCUGAUCAAGAUGGAGGACCAGUGCAGGGACCUCAACAAGAAGCUUGAGAAAGAGGCCUGGCAGGGCCAGAGCCUGAGAGCAGAGGUGGACAAGCUGAACUACAGGAUAAUGGAGCUGGAGAAACUGGAGGAUGCAUUUGGAAAGAGCAAACAGGAAUGCUGUGCUCUUAAAUGCAACCUGGAUAAGGAGAGAAACAUGACCAAACACCUCUCUGCUGAGCUGGAUGCCCUGAAGCUGAGAAUCAAAGAAAUGGAAGCCAUGGAGGAUCAGCUGGAAAACACAGAGACUAGCUUGAAGGAGGAGCUCACCAAGCUGAAGACUCUGACCGUCAUGCUGGUGGAUGAGAGGAAGACCAUGUCUGAGAAGAUCAAGUACCUAGAAGAAAAGCUCCAGAGCAGCACAAGCAAACUGCAGGUUGAACAGGAAAAGGUCACAUCUGUCACUGAAAAGCUCAUUGAGGAGAGCAAGAAAACCCUAAAGUCCAAGGCUGAGCUGGAGGAGAAAAUGUGCAGUGCUACUAAAGACAGGGAUGAGCUCAGGGCCAAGCUGAAAGCAGAGGAGGAGAGAAGCAGUGAUCUACAGUCCAAAGCCAACAUGAUGAAGAAGAGGCUACAAUCCCUGGAGGCUGUGGAGAGGGAAUUCCUACGGAACAAAACCAAAGAGGAGCAUAUCAAGCUGCCUGCUCUGAACCGCUUUCACCAGGAGGACAACAAGGUGGAAGAGCUGGCACAGGAGGUGGAAAGGUUGAGGCGGAAGCUUAAGGACAUGAAGGUAGUUGAGGAUGACUUAUUGAAGACUGAGGAUGAGUUUGAGUCCCUGGAGAAGCAGUACUCUAAUGAGAAAAAACAUGCCAAAGCACUCAUGGAGGAGCUGGAAAUAUCAAAGAAGGAGCUAUCUAAAUACCAGUCAGCAGAGAAGGAAGAGUCCAACCAGGAGCACAUGCUUUACAAGCGUCUGAAAGAGGAGGAGGCUAAGUCCAGCCAUCUGAGUCAGGAGGUAGAUGCCCUGAAAGAAAAGAUCCAUGAGUAUAUGGACACAGAGAAUUCCCUUUGUCGCAUGAAAACAGACCAUACCACACUGCAGAGGAAACUGACACAACAGGAAGUGAGGAACAAGGAGCUAGCCCGAGAGAUGGAGAACCUCAACAAGGAGUUAGAGAGGUACCGUCGGUUCAGCAAAAGCCUACGACUAGGCAUGAAUGGGAGACGCUUCUCUGACUUGCAUGUCUCCACAAAAGAGGUUCAAACAGAUCCAAUGGACAACCAGCCCCUUGACUACAAAAACCUGGUUCCUCUCGAACGGGCAGUGAUGAAUGGUAAACUGUAUGAGGAGAGUGAUUCAGAGAAUGACCCCAGUUACAACGAGGAGGCUCCCCUCACAAAAUAUAAUCCUUCAUUCAUUAACAAUGUGAACAAUCUGAACAACAAUGUCAAGAGAUCCAGAGUCCCUUUUCCAAAAGGUCAGCAGAAUGUCAAUGGUAAGGUAUUUCCCCAGGAACAGAACAGGAACCAAGGAGACGUGGUCCUAACACAGACCCCAGGUCACCCUCUACACAUCAAAGUGACCCCUGACCAUAGUCAAAACAUGGCUAUGCUGGAGAUCAUCAGCCCUACAGCAGAGAAUUCCCACUCUUACACCAGCACAGCUGUCAUCCCAACCAGUGGCGGAGGCCUCCCCAAGCAGCGAAUCACCAUCGUCCAGAAUGCCUCCAUCUCCCCACCAUCCAAAGCUAAGGGCUCUGCACCCUCAGAUGGAGUCUGCACACUUGAUAGAUCUGUGUCACCCCUCACCAUGGCGACCUACUCCCGGGCAAUGACCCCGGACUCCUCUGGGUCUAUAACUCCUGAUCGGGCUUUAUCACCCAUCCAGAUUAUGUCGGUCACCACUGGAGCUCCAGAUUCAGGGAGAUUCUUUUCAACAGAGCCCCGGGAAAUGGUAGGAGGUCAUGCAGUGGUCCGAGUGAUGCCAGAGAGGCAGAACAGCUGGCACCUGCAGAGAUCCAACAGCUCUAGCCCCAGUGUAAUCACUACUGAAGACAAUAAAAUCCACAUCCACUUAGGGAGCCCCUACAUUCAGACCACAAACAGCACGCUCCGAUCCCUGAGCCCAUGCCAUGCCCCUGGGCAAGAGCACAGAACUUCGCCUUUAACUAAUGGUACUCCUUCUAAAGGCAGAAACAAAAUCACCAGUAGCAUCACUAUAAAGCCUACUACUUCCCCAAUCCCAAGGCCUUCACAAAUUACAAUCCCCUUAGAAGCAUUCCGACAGUCUGGCCCAACGCGGAUCCCUAAACCUAAAUGCUAUGGCACAACCAAAGGGCCAAAUGGCGUGGGCAGUAUCAGGCAGUGCAGAGGCCAGCCACACACCUCUCUGCAAUCUACAAAGGACCCCAGUGUGAGAUGCACUGCCAGCAACCUCAACGUUGUGAAUCCCCCCACCAAAACAUGAGAAUUCUUACAGAUCUCACGGUUCUUAUUGUUUUGUGGUGCUAGGGGAGAAUCUAGUGACAUUUUAGUGAGUUACAUUUGGUUGUGUAUACAUGCAGUUGUAUUUCAAAUGUAUUUUCACUGCAUAUAGAAAGCUCUAUGUUAGUUGCCUGUGCACAGUAAAACAUCUGAUAAAUGAGGUACAGUGAUGUGAUGCAGGUGAAUCCUUAAUUGUCAGAAAUGGUGUAUAGUUUCAAGAUCUAGGCUCAGUAAGAAAAGUAUUUAUUUUCACACCAAAACACUAAGCAAGUUUCUAAACAAGAUUAAUAUUAUCAUGUGGAAUUUAAAUAAAAAGUGUUUCAUCAUUAUUUUGGAGUACAGACAUGCAUUUAUAGAAUAGUGAUUAUAUUUUUUUGAAAGAUAGCAAAAAGACAAAAAAUGAUGUUGAUGAUAUUCCUGUUGUUUCUUAUACACUUGUGGCUGUUUUUUAUUUUUCAUUCUGUGCAGGAUGAAACAACAGUAAACUUGAUAGUAAAUAAAAAUGUAUUUUUAUUGA
This is a messenger RNA of Anguilla rostrata (American eel), 4388 nucleotides long. RefSeq names its product filamin A interacting protein 1-like (gene filip1l). NCBI's taxonomy places the organism in Eukaryota, Metazoa, Chordata, Actinopteri, Anguilliformes, Anguillidae. The transcript is spliced from 6 exons. The record is from RefSeq and is a predicted model, not a curated record. Bases 237 to 3854 code for a protein of 1205 amino acids.